Molecule: messenger RNA, 2253 nt
Organism: Manihot esculenta (cassava)
Lineage: Eukaryota; Viridiplantae; Streptophyta; Magnoliopsida; Malpighiales; Euphorbiaceae
Product: acetyl-CoA carboxylase 1
Exons: 2
Molecular function (GO): acetyl-CoA carboxylase activity
Source: RefSeq, a predicted model, not a curated record
UAUUUGGCAGCAAACUACGGUGCCCGAAUUGGAGUUGCUGAGGAAGUAAAAUCCUGCUUUAAAGUUGGUUGGUCAGAUGAAUCAUGCCCAGAACGUGGUUUUCAAUAUGUAUAUUUGAGCCCUGAGGAUUACACUCACAUUGGAUCAUCUGUGAUAGCCCAUGAGUUAAAGCUGCCUAGUGGAGAAAUCAGAUGGGUGAUAGAAGCCAUUGUUGGCAAGGAGGAUGGCUUGGGAGUAGAGAAUUUAUCAGGAAGUGGGGCCAUUGCUAGUGCAUAUUCUAGGGCAUACAAGGAAACCUUCACGUUGACAUAUGUCACUGGUAGAACAGUGGGAAUUGGUGCUUAUUUAGCUCGGCUUGGGAUGCGAUGCAUACAGAGGCUUGAUCAACCAAUUAUUUUGACUGGUUUCUCUGCACUAAACAAACUCCUUGGCCGUGAGGUGUACAGCUCUCACAUGCAACUUGGUGGACCUAAAAUAAUGGCAACCAACGGAGUAGUGCAUCUUACUGUCUCAGAUGAUCUGGAAGGCGUAUCCGCCAUUCUGAAUUGGCUAAGCUGUAUUCCUCCUCAUAUUGGUGGCACACUUCCAAUUCUAAGCCCUUCAGAUCCUACUGAAAGGCCUGUGGAGUACUUCCCAGAAAACUCAUGUGACCCUCGUGCUGCUAUUUGUGGUGCCACAGACAGUAGUGGGAAGUGGCUUGGGGGUAUUUUUGACAGGAAUAGUUUUGUUGAGACACUGGAAGGCUGGGCUAGGACAGUUGUAACUGGAAGGGCAAAGCUUGGAGGAAUCCCUGUUGGAAUAAUUGCUGUUGAGACACAAACUGUAAUGCAAGUGAUUCCUGCUGACCCAGGACAGCUUGAUUCUCAUGAGAGGGUUGUCCCUCAGGCUGGGCAAGUAUGGUUUCCAGAUUCUGCCACCAAAACAGCUCAAGCAAUAUUGGAUUUCAACCGAGAAGAGCUUCCACUUUUCAUUCUUGCUAACUGGAGAGGCUUUUCAGGUGGACAGAGGGAUCUUUUUGAAGGGAUACUUCAGGCAGGUUCAACCAUAGUUGAGAACCUCAGGACAUACAAGCAACCUGUUUUUGUGUACAUCCCCAUGAUGGGUGAGCUUCGUGGUAGGGCAUGGGUUGUCGUGGAUAGUCAGAUCAAUUCAGACCGCAUCGAAAUGUAUGCUGAUCGAACAGCUAAAGGAAAUGUCCUUGAGCCUGAAGGAAUGAUCGAGAUUAAAUUCAGGACAAAAGAGCUGCUUGAAUGCAUGGGUCGGCUUGAUCAGCAGCUAAUCACUUUGAAGGCAAAACUUCAGGAAGCCCAACAUAGUGGAACUUAUGGGAUGGUUGAAUCUAUACAACAGCAGAUAAAAUCCCGUGAAAAGCAACUCUUGCCAGUGUACACUCAGAUAGCCACCAGAUUUGCGGAGCUUCAUGAUUCUUCCCUGAGGAUGGCUGCAAAGGGAGUGAUCAGAGAAGUUGUGGAUUGGGGCAGAUCCCGGGUUUACUUCUACAAAAGGUUGCGUAGGAGAAUUGCCGAGGAUUCACUAAUGAAGACUCUGAAAGAUGCAGCUGGUGAUAAUCUGUCACAUAAACCUGCAAUGGACUUGAUCAAAAAGUGGUUUCUGGAUUCAGAUAUUGCGAGAGGCAGGGAAGAUGCAUGGGGGGACGACGAAGCUUUCUUUGCAUGGAAGGAUGAUCCAAGGAAUUAUGAAGAGAAUUUACAAGAAUUGAGAGUCCAGAAGGUAUUGCUUCAAUUAGCAAGCAUUGGUGAAUCCUUGUCAGAUUUGAAAGCUCUACCUCAAGGGCUUGCUGCCCUUCUAAGAAAGGUGGACCCAUCAAGCCGAGGGCAAUUGAUUAAUGAGCUCCGUAAAGUGCUUAAUUGAUUGGCGAUAUACCCUUUAAAAAGUAACUAUGGUUCUCUGUACCCAUAAUAUGUUCAUCUUUCAGCUUUAGUUACAUUCAGCUGAGAAACAAAUAUAGUUUCAUCUUCAGUGCCAUUUGUAAACCUCAGCAGCUGUAUUUUAUCAACCAAGAGAGAACCUCAGUUGUAAAUUGGAGGAUCUCACGGAUCCCUUUUAGCACUUAACAAAGUGUAAUUUGGGUGAAAUAGGAGUAGAUUUCUAUUGUUAAGGGUGGAAAUUGGCGAGAAUUGAAGCCCAUGCUCCCCAUGGCUGUUCCUUGGCUUGUUACUGAUUAUUUUUGUAAUAAUCUGUGAGCUGUAUUAAUUAUUUUAUAUAUAUGAAUAAAGGUUCAUUAGUGCUCCA